Erythranthe guttata (spotted monkey flower) is the source of this 2080-nucleotide messenger RNA. RefSeq names its product ubiquitin-activating enzyme E1 1. NCBI's taxonomy places the organism in Eukaryota, Viridiplantae, Streptophyta, Magnoliopsida, Lamiales, Phrymaceae. Gene Ontology annotation, molecular function: SUMO activating enzyme activity. The record is from RefSeq and is a predicted model, not a curated record. Gene Ontology annotation, biological process: protein sumoylation. Gene Ontology annotation, cellular component: SUMO activating enzyme complex; cytoplasm.
GAAUACAUGCAAUAAUCGUUAAUUAAUAGGUACUGUGUUGAUAAUCGUUAAUUAAUACGCUUAAUUAGUGUUAUUAAUCCUUAAUUGAUGUGUUAAUUACCCUUUAACCCCUCCCGUUUCCGCUUAAUUAUCGACAUUUGAACCUAAUUAGUGGUAAUUACUCUUUAACCCUCAUUUGUGUGUGCGCGCGCGACAUGCAUUAAUUAUAUAUUUUCGCCUUUUAUUUUCCAGCGAAAAAUCUUAUAAUUGCUGGUGUUAAAAACCUUACCUUACAUGACUACAACAAGGUGGAGCUGUGGGACUUUUCUGGUAGUUUUGUGUUUCAUGAGGAGGAUUUAGGGAUAAACAGGGCAGUGGUUUGCCGCCCUAAAUUACAAGAAAUCAAUGAGAGUGUCAAAAUUUCUGUAUUAACCUCAACUUUGGUUAAAGAAGAUCUCAAGGACUUCAAGGUUGUCGUAUUUACCGAUUUGCUGUUAGAGAAAGCAAUGGAGUUUGAUGAUUAUUGCCAUGAGCAAAACCCUCCGAUCGCAUUCAUUUUGUCAGAUGUUCGAGGCCUUUACGGCAGAAUUUUCUGCGACUUCGGUCCCGAUUUUGAAUUCCUAGAUGCUAACGCCGAGGGGAAGGCUUACAGAGCAAUGAUUUCAAAUGUUUCUACAGCACCGGACGCUAUAAAAGUGGAUUGUCAUGUUGUCGAGGGUCAGGACGUGAAGUUUCAGCAAGGUGAUGAAGUUGUGUUCUCUAACGGGAAGCGCAUGAUAGGAUUGCAUGAUGGAAAACCGAAAAAAGUAAUGGGUGUGGAUCUUCCUUCUAAAUUCUACAUUCGAAACGAUCCUACAAAUCCUCCUCUAGAUGGGACCGAGGUUGUUGUCACAAAAGUGACACGUAAAUUGUUGAAGUUCAAGACAUUGAGAACCUUUUUGAAUGAUCGACUUUCGAAUCCUAACAUAAAGAUCACUAUCUACCCCUUGUUACAUCAAGCUUUAGAUACGUUCAGAGCAAACUUGGGACGUUUUCCUAAUGCUGGAUCAAAGGAAGAUGCUGAAAAAAUAAUUGCUCUAGUAACUGAUCUUAACAAUGAGUGGCCUAAUGAUAUGCGGGCAACAGUUGAUGCAGAGCUUCUUAGGCAUUUUACCUUUGGCGCUAGAGCUGUUUUAAGUCCCGUGGCUGCCGUGAUUGGUGGUUUAACUGCUCAACAAGUUUUGAAUACUUGCUCAGGAAACUUCCACCCGAUGUUUCAGUGUCAACAUUUCAACCUUUUAAGACCCUCAAAUUUGGAUCCUAAUGACCUGAAGCCCAUCAAUUCUCGUUAUGACGCCCAAGUAUCUGUAUUUGGGGCGAAGAUACAGAAGAAAUUGUCGGCGGCAAAUGUGUUGAUUGUGGGGUGUGGUUCCAUAAGUUGUGAAUAUUUGAAGAAUCUUACUUCGAUGGGAGUUUGCUGUGAUAAAUUGGGUAAGUUGACUGUUACAGAUGAUGCUCUCGUAAGAGAGAGCGACCCCAAUAGACAUCUAAUGUUUCGUGAUCAGAAUAUUGGUCAGGCAAAGUCUGUGGUCGCCGUCGCAGCGGCUAGGUCAAUCAAUCCAAAUCUUCGUGCCGAGGCUUUACAAGAGCGUCUUUGCCCUGAAACUGAAAGCGUUUUCGACUACGAGUUUUGGAAGAAGAUAGACAUAGUCCUCACUACAAGUUCAAUAACCAAUUCAGUUUAUGUUGGUGAAAGAUGUUUCUAUUUCGGGAAUGCGCUCCUAACCUCAGAAUUGGCUGGUCCAAAGAUCUUUAGUAGAACAAUUAUCCCUCACAUAACAAAUCACUUUCUUGUAUCAUUGAAAUAUCCACUGCGGGUGAACGACAUUGAAGCAUGUGUCUGGUUGGCUGAACGUGGGCUUAAUGAGCUAAUUGUGGCAGCUGCAGUAGAGCUUCCUAAAUUUAUAAGUGAUCCAAAUGGAUACAUCACUGAUUUGAGGCAUGAGUCGCAAGCGUUCAAAACAUUUGAAAUGGUUCUUGAAAAUCUAGACUAUAUAUUAAACAAGACAUUUGAAGAUUGUGUUAGAUGGGCUCGGUGCAAGUAUAAUUCCUUCUAACUCUC